GACGUCAACACGUGCGAGCGCUUGGGCUGGGUCUCCGGAAUAGAAGGGGGGCUCUUCCUGCGCGUGUUGGCGGUGGAGAAGUUCCCCGGUGAGUCGUGCGGGCUUGUGACCUCAUGGCGGAGAUAAUCCAGGAACGCAUAGAAGAUCGACUCCCCGAAUUGGAACAGCUGGAGCGCAUUGGACUGUUCAGUCAUGCGGAGAUUAAGGCUAUCAUUAAGAAGGCUUCGGAUCUGGAAUAUAGAAUACAGCGAAGAGCCCUUUUUAAGGAAGACUUUAUCAAUUAUGUUCAAUAUGAAAUUAAUCUUUUGGAGUUGAUUCAAAGAAGGAGAACUCGCAUUGGCUAUUCAUUUAAGAAGGAUGAGAUUGAGAAUUCUAUUGUACACCGGGUGCAAGGUGUCUUCCGACGAGCUUCAGCAAAAUGGAAAGAUGAUGUUCAACUUUGGCUAUCCUAUAUAGUCUUUUGUAAGAAAUGGGCUACCAAAGCUCAACUUAGCAAGGUAUUUUCUGCCAUGUUGGCCAUUCAUUCAAACAAACCAGCUUUGUGGAUUAUGGCAGCCAAAUGGGAAAUGGAAGAUCGUUUGUCUUCAGAAAGUGCAAGACAGCUAUUUCUUCGAGCUCUGCGCUUUCAUCCAGAGUGCCCGAAACUUUAUCAAGAAUACUUUAGGAUGGAGUUGAUGCAUGCUGAAAAACUGAGGAAAGAAAAAGAAGAAUUUGAAAAAGCCAAAAUGGAUAUGGGGAAUCUCAGUUAUCCUGAAGAAAUCCUUAAGGGCGAGUUGGCACGGAUCAUCUAUAAAAAUUCUGUAAGCAUAAUUAAAGGUGCAGAAUUUCAUGUGUCCCUGCUUUCAAUUACACAGCUAUUCGACUUUGCCACAGAUCUGCAAAAAGAAAUUUAUGAUGACCUUCAGGCCCUGCACACAGAUGACCCUCUCACUUGGGAUUAUGUGGCACGGCGAGAAUUAGAGAUGGAGUCACAGCCGGCCGGAGAACAGCCUGCCACAAAACAAGCCAGAGCAGUGGAGGUGGGCCGGAAGGAGGAGAGGUGCUGUGCUGUGUAUGAAGAGGCGGUGAAGACUCUCCCUACAGAGGCCAUGUGGAAGUGUUACAUCAGCUUCUGCUUGGAAAGGUUCACUAAGAAGACCAGCAGUCAGUUCCUCAGAGACAGGAGGCUGGAAAGAACCAUGACGGCAUUCAGGAAGGCACAUGAACUCAGACUUCUACCAGAAUUCCAGUAUAAGCAGUGGAUCGAGUUGUUGCUGCGUCAGGACUUCUUAAAGGAAGCUCUGGAGGUGGCAGUAGCCGGGACUGAAUUGUUCAGAGACUCUGUGACAAUGUGGCAGAUGAAGCUGCAGGUGCUGAUUGACUCCAAGAGCCCUGACAUAGCUGGGCUCUUUGAAGAAGCUUUUGUGCAUCUGAAAGCCCAGGUCUGUCUGCCAUUGUGGAUUUCUUGGGCAGAGUGGAGUGAAGGUGCCAAAAGCCAAGAAGACACGGAAGCCAUUUUUAAGAAAGCUCUCCUCGCUGUCAUAGGUGCUGACUCAGUCACUCUGAAGGAUAAGUACUUGGAUUGGGCUUACCGAAGCGGUGGCUAUAAAAAGGCCAGAGCUGUGUUUAAAAGUUUACAGGAAAGGCGUCCGUUUUCAGUUGAUUUUUUCAGGAAAAUAAUCCAGUUUGAAAAGGAACAAGAAUCCUGCAAGAUGGCGAACUUAAGGGAAUAUUAUGAGAGGGCUUUGAGAGAGUUUGGAUCUGUAGAUUCUGAUCUUUGGAUGGAUUACAUCAAAGAAGAAUUGAACCUUGGUAGACCUGAGAACUGCGGACAGAUCUACUGGCGAGCCAUGAAAAUGUUACAGGGAGAGUCAGCAGAGGUUUUUGUAGCUAAACAUGCUAUGCAUCAAGCCGGCCAUUUGUGAGAAGAGGAAAAACAGAGCCAACUUUGUGAAAUCGUAUUUUAAGCCCUCUGGCCAGAUUUGUAUUGUGAGUUCAUCUGCAAUUUGCUGGGAGAUGGCAGACUAGAUGGCUGUCUGAUUUUGGGACAUGUUUUAAUUUAGUUAGUGCAUUAAUCUUUAAUUCCAGAAAAGAGAAUUGCUAUUUAGUGGCUAGAGGCUACUUGUUAAGGCUGAACUUACUGUAAGUCCUAAAUGUUUUCCAAGAUAUAUGGAAAUCAUAAACUUGAAUUUCUUUUGUUAUACCUGGUCAAGAAUGAGUAUCUCUAAUCUGGACCUAGGGGCCUGUGAAAGUAGAGGAGAAAGUACAUUUUUUAUUCUCUCCUUAUUAAAAAAGUAUACAUGGUGUGUCCAUUUGUUGUGGGAAAUAUGGAGGGAGCAUAGUAACGGGAAGAAAAUAAAAGCAUCCCAUAACCUCA
Molecule: messenger RNA, 2356 nt
Organism: Lutra lutra (Eurasian river otter)
Lineage: Eukaryota; Metazoa; Chordata; Mammalia; Carnivora; Mustelidae
Gene: UTP6
Product: UTP6 small subunit processome component
Exons: 19
Coding region: 114-1904 (596 amino acids)
Biological process (GO): maturation of SSU-rRNA from tricistronic rRNA transcript (SSU-rRNA, 5.8S rRNA, LSU-rRNA)
Cellular component (GO): small-subunit processome; Pwp2p-containing subcomplex of 90S preribosome
Molecular function (GO): snoRNA binding; protein binding
Source: RefSeq, a predicted model, not a curated record